Messenger RNA from Mangifera indica (mango), 2496 nucleotides. Its product is annotated as glutamate receptor 2.8-like. NCBI's taxonomy places the organism in Eukaryota, Viridiplantae, Streptophyta, Magnoliopsida, Sapindales, Anacardiaceae. The coding region runs from base 1 to 2496 and encodes 831 amino acids. Gene Ontology annotation, molecular function: signaling receptor activity; ligand-gated monoatomic ion channel activity. Gene Ontology annotation, cellular component: plasma membrane. The transcript has 6 exons. The record is from RefSeq and is a predicted model, not a curated record.
AUGAGUAUUUCAUCUUUUCACUUGUUUUUCUUUCAUCUACUCUUGUUGCUUUUACUGAAAGCAACAGCUAAUGGAAGCUACACAAACGCAGUUGAAAAGGAACAUGUUGUUGGUUCCAUCGGUGCAAUUGUGGAUCUAGAUUCUCGAAUUGGUAAAGAAGAAAAAAUAGCCAUGGAGAUGGCUAUGAGGGACUUCAAUGUGAAGACGAAUCAAAGUUUUCAUCUCCUCAUAUUGAACUCUCAAAAAGAUCCCGUUUAUGCAGCUUUUGCAGCAAAGGAUCUUAUUGAAACACAAAAAGUUGAGGCUAUUUUAGGUCCACAGACUUGGGAAGAAACAGAAAUGGUUGCAAAUAUUGGUAGCCAAGCUCAGAUACCGAUUCUUUCUUUAGCUGAAUCAAGUCCACAGUGGGCAUCAGAGCGAUGGCCCUUUCUCGUUCAAACCGCACCUAGCCAGCACAAACAAAUGAAAGCCAUAGCAGCCAUGGUUCAGGCAUGGGAAUGGCAUCAGGUCACAGUUAUAUAUGAAGAUACUGGAUCUUCAACCGCUGGAAUAGUGAUGCCUCAUCUCUAUGACGCCUUCCGAGAAGCAGAUGUAGAAAUCAUCAAUCUUGUGGCACUCCCACCUUUUGAUUCUUCCUCAUUGGCUGAAAAGCUUGAGAUGAUCAAAUUGGGGCAAUGCCGAGUCAUUGUGGUUGAUCUAUCGUUUCCAUUGGCCACACGCUUAUUCGAAAAGGCCAAGGAAAUGGAGAUGAUGGCGAAGGAUUACGUAUGGAUCACUACAGCCGCUUUUUCGAAUCUAGUCGAUUCCAUUAAUGGGACAAGUAUUUCCUCAAUGCAAGGAAUCAUAGGAGUCCAGAGCCACUUCCCCAUAAAUGGCGAACUCCAUAAGGAUUUUCAUAAGAGAUUCCGGGCAAAGUUUACCUUGGAAUAUCCAGAAGAGGACAGCAGUGAACCUUCUAUUUAUGCAGUACAGGCCAAUGAUGCUGUAUGGACAGUUUGUUCAGCAAUGAGCCAGAAUAACAACGCGAGACGACAAAAACUGUUGGAUACAAUUUUGCAUAGUAAAUUUAAUGGACUAGGGGGAGAAAUUCAAUUCAUUGAUAAAAAAUUCGCUCCAGGGAACACAUUUCGGAUCAUUAAUGUGCUUGGAAAGAGUUACAGAUCACUUGGGUUUUGGUCGGAGUCAGGCGAUGGAAUAGGAUUUUCUCGUAAUUUAGAUGAAAGAGCUUCAUAUAAUCCUUCUAUGAAGAGUUUGAAAGGUGUGAUUUGGCCAGAAAACAAUCACACAUUUGGAGGAUAUGCCAUUGAUCUCUUCAAAGAAACAGUUCGCACUUUACCAUAUUACCUUGCUUACGAAUUUAUCCCCAUUGAUGGCAAGUAUGAUGCUUUAGUGCAGCGAAUUCAUAAUAAGACAUUGCAUGCUGUAGUUGGUGAUGUAACAAUUGUGUCGAGCCGAUUACAAUAUGCAGAAUUCACACAUCCCUACACGGAACCAGGAUUGGUGAUGGUGGUGCCCGUGCGAUCACAAGCCGGCAGUAAAGCAUGGCUAUUCAUGAAGCCUUUCACAAAAGCCAUGUGGGGUUUAACUGUAGCUGUAACUCUCUAUGAUGGAUUUGUGGUGUGGUUAAUUGAGCGGAAUCAUUGCUCCGAAUUAAAAGGCUCAGUUCUCAAUCAAAGCACCACCUUGAUUUGGUUGUCUUUCUCAACACUCUUUUCUCUUCAAGCUGAAAAGUUGCAUAGCAGUCUAUCCAGGAUGGCAAUGGUGGUUUGGUUGUUCGUAGCUCUGGUCAUCACACAAACUUACACGGCUAAUCUCACCAGCAUCCUCACAGUGCAGCGGCUCGAACCCACUUUUACAGAUAUUGGGUCACUGCAGCGAAGCAAUGCCAUGAUCGGAUAUUGCAAGGGGUCUUACCUUGAAAAAUAUUUGGUUCAAGUUUUAAAAUUCAACCCUAAUAACAUAAAAUUUUACUCUUCGUCGGAAGACUAUGCUCAGGCUCUUAGAAGCAAAGAGGUAGAAGCCAUCUUUCUCGACGUUCCGAUAGCCAAAAUAUUCACUGCAAAGUACUGCAAGGAGUUCACUGCAGCCGGACCGACCUAUAAAAGUGGAGGAUUCGGAUUCGUUUUUCCAAAGGGUUCGCCAUUGGUUCCUGACAUGAACAAAGCGCUGCUGAAUUUAUCCGAAUGUGGGAAGCUACGAGAAUUGGAGAAUAAGAUGCUUACAACUCAAAACUGUGAGGAGAUGGAAUCAGAAGAAGAUUAUUCCAGUAUUAGUGUGACUAGUUAUUGGGUGCUCUUCACGUUAACAGGAUUCACAUCAACACUUGCUCUCGCUGUUUAUGGUGUUCAUUUAUAUUCGAAACUUGAGAAGCCAAUUUUCGGAAACAAAAUCAUCUGGAGAGUUAUGUCGGCUGUAAUUGCACAUUGGCGACUGAAGAAGAAGUGGUUCUGUCGAAAAGUGAGCGAUAUCGAAAGUCCUACCAGUAUUGUUCCAUGA